AUGAUUCUUCUAUAUUUACUUGGGUGUCUUGCGGUAAUUACUGAGAGCUGCGAACCUAUAACGAAUGGUUAUGUGCUUAACAAGUACUUUACGCCGUGGUGCCCUGCAUGCCAAAAAGUUGAGCCACUAAUUGAGGAGAUCAGUAACAAGAUUGAUAGGCAUGGAAUUGACAUAAAGAUACGAAAUGCAAACUGUGAUGAAUGUAGUUGCAAGAAUGUUGCGAGCUACCCGACACUUGAAAUGACAAAGGACGGGGAGUCUGUGGGCAAGCUUGAAGGUUUCCAGGACUAUGAUGCAAUAGCCAACUUUAUUGUUAGCCAUACAGGUGUUGAUAAGAGCGUUUUUGAUGGACACAUCAUACAGAAAGAGCCGUCAGUUAGGAAAUUGACGAAGAAUGAUUUCCUAAGUGGCUUUGAUGGUCCACAUGUUGUGUUAUUCUAUUCAAGGGAGGAUGACAAAUAUCGAGUGAUGUUUGCAGAGCUUGCAAAAGUUUAUGAAAACAGACUUACGUUUGGAGAGAUCAGCAGUGCUGAGUCUGCAGAGCUCAUCAACAGAUAUGAUAUCAGGUCGUAUCCAUCGAUAUCUGGGAUCUUCAAUGGACUGAUUGUUCCAUUCAUAGAGAGAGAGGGAAUUCCAGACAUGCCGAAGCUGAUCGAGUUCUGUGACAGACUGAUUGAGAAGUCGUUCCAAAACCUAACCCUUGAUGUAUUUAAUCAGGCAGUAUCCACUCUUGAGCAAGGAGAGCCCAUCUAUGUUGUUUUCCAUAAGAACCUUGCAUUAGCUAUGCAGUAUUUCCAGAGCAUGGCACAUAUGUAUAAAUUCAAAGCCAGGAUAUACAGAUCGGAUGAUCCUGCUCUAUUCAGUAAGGCUUCAAUAUUCCCAAAGAUGCUUGGCAGCGAACAAAAUGCAUAUACAACCUCAGAUCCAGCAGAUUCAGCAAUUCUCUCAGUGUAUAAGAACGGGGUGUUCUAUAGAUACACGGACACAUUUGGAGAUGAGACAAAAAUAACUGACUGGAUAUUCCAUACACAUUACAAGUAUCUGACAAAGGUAGACAAUCAGAACUUCUACUCAAUAUUCCAUGGAUUGAAGCCAGUGAUGAUUCUUGUGACACGAGGAGAGCAAUAUGUAAACAAAAUGAACGAUUUUAGUGCCGACAGACACCUGGGUGUUCCAUACACAGACAUGGUGUUUGGAACUAUGGAUAUUGAUGAUUAUCCUCUUUUCAUUCCAUCUCUUCUGCCAAAAAUUUCUGUUCCCUCGCUUGUUGUGUUUGAGCCAUGGAUGAACUUCUUCUAUCAUAAGAAGGUUAAGCUUACAGAGGAGAACUUUAUUUCCACUGCUAUGGAUACAUACAACCUGUAUCAGAAUAAGAAGCUUCCAAUGUAUCCAGGUAAGAGCAACAAGCUCAUGAGAUACAGCAUUCUUGGACUUGUUAUUGCUCUAAUUGGUGCUUAUUGCAUGUCUAUAUCAAGGACUGCAAAGAAGAAUAAAUAA
Molecule: messenger RNA, 1497 nt
Organism: Ordospora colligata OC4
Lineage: Eukaryota; Fungi; Microsporidia; Ordosporidae
Product: thioredoxin domain-containing protein
Exons: 1
Coding region: 1-1497 (498 amino acids)
Cellular component (GO): endoplasmic reticulum
Molecular function (GO): protein disulfide isomerase activity
Source: RefSeq, a predicted model, not a curated record